This is a messenger RNA of Cajanus cajan (pigeon pea), 3200 nucleotides long. RefSeq lists its product as uncharacterized. NCBI's taxonomy places the organism in Eukaryota, Viridiplantae, Streptophyta, Magnoliopsida, Fabales, Fabaceae. The record is from RefSeq and is a predicted model, not a curated record.
UCUAAGAAUCAGUAGCCGCUGCUACCACCUUCCACAUGGUCCAACAAGUAACUAACCUUCCCUUUCUCUCGAGGGAAUUCACAUCCCAAAUAAUAAAUUCUCUUGAUCUUGGGGACCAUUAAAGCAGCACUUUUCCAUGAACUAUCCAUAAUUCGAAGCUUUUGAAGCCAUGUUCCAUUUGGGGUACUUGAUAUGGUAAAAGAGAACCAAACUUGUCCUUAGACCAAACAACAAAUCUUCAUUUUCAAUUCUUUGCUAUUUCUCUUGCUUCCAAUGACAACAUCACCAUGUCAAUGUUCCAUUUGAUAUAUGCCAUCUGGGGACUCUCGUCUCUCAGCUGCUUCAUAGUUGUGGUUUGUGCUUCAUGGUGCCCAUAUCAAAUUUUUCAACAAACCAAUCAACGAUUUCAGCAGAAAACUGAAAAGUUUUGGGUGUUCAGUCAACAAACUCAAACAUGGGUUGAAGCAAAACUGCCCUAUGAUCUUCUCUCUUGUGUGAAUGGUGAUUGUAGAAAAGUGGGUUCAAUACUUCAGACAGAGAAGGAGACUACAGAACAAGUGUUGGAGCUUGAGCAUAAACUUGAUGAACAAAAGAAAAGUGUUGAAAAUAAUAAGGAUAGUAACAUGGAAGCAGAGGAUGUGGUUCUGCCCCAGAGGAAGAGAAUUUCAUUGAUUAAAAUAUCUGAGACAUCUGUGUGGAUCACUGGUCAAAGUGGUUCUAUCUAUGAGAGGUUUUGGAAUGGAAUGGAAUGGGUGAAUGUUCCUCAUGACUUACCCGUAUCAGCAGGACAUGCCAUAUCUGUUUUUGUCAUCAAUCAAACGAUUCUUGCUCUAUCAGAAUCAGGAAAUCUGUAUCAGAUACAAGUGCAAUAUGGUGAAAGCUCACAACCAGUUUGGGUUGAAUUGACACCUACUGAUGAGGACAAAAAUCUUUUGAUGAUGAAGUCUGGAGUUGCUUCACACGAUGGGGGAAGAGUCUAUUUCUGUACAAAGAAGGGAACACUAGUAGAACUUGCUUGGGUUGAGCCCCCAAGAUGGAUAAAUCAUGGCCAACCAGCUGGAGCAAAUUUAACAGCAAUAGCUGAUGCUGCUUCAACAAGAGAAGUGGUAUAUACAAUAAGUUCUGCUGGAGAUCUUUAUGAAUAUGACAGAAAGUCAAAACCAUCAUGGAAGAGGCACAUAUGGCAAGAAAGAAAAGCACAAGCUGCACCUUUGAUGCCAUCUAAAGGGUGCAGUGUACCUGGAUUGAGUGGUGACCAUUCUGAAUCUCUGUUCCUUUUAACAAAGGAAGGCACUUUGGUAGAGAGAAGGUUACAUCAAAGGAAGUGGAAAUGGGUAGUCCAUGGAAGUCUCCAAGAUCAAAAUUUAACAUCCAUUACACCAGCUCUUCAAGAUGAAUCAAGUGAAACAUCAUCCAUUUCCUUAUUCUUCACUACAUCAUAUGGCUCUGUCUUUGAAUAUCGAAUUCCAAAACAAUUAGGCCUUGUUCCAAAUAAUCAAUUUCCAGGAGCAUGGAAAAAUCAUCAGCAUCCUCUCCAUGCAAAAGCUGCAAGAGGUAUAUCUGGCUUACAAUUAUACAGUGGCAGGAUACUGUUUCCACUAGAUGAUGGCAGACUUGCAGAGUUACAUCCACUAGGACUAGGUGGUGAAAGUUCAGGGCCAUCUCAGCCACAAAGCAUCCGAAGGAAAGCAUCAACCAAAUAUGUUUGGUCAAUAUUGGAUGUGCCAGAGAGUGAAGGAUGGAAUGCAGAAUAUUGCACAGAAGAACGUGGCCCCAACAAUUGUCUCACAGGCAUAACAGAUGAGUCAGAAGAUUCAGUAAUAAGUUUAGUAUCAGGUAGUAGGAGAAAGCAAAACCAAGCACAGAAUCAUUAUUUAUCAGUAGGAGCUUCAGGUGGUAGACUGAUACAAUCUUCAGAAGAGUACAAUACACUAGAUAACUGGAUUAGUGGCAACUUUCGCCUGAGAUUGAUGGAUGAAGGGAAGUCAUUUUUCUUAAUAACAGAUCAUGGUUUGGUUUUUGAGUACAUCUGCAUUGAGAGUGCAUGGAUAUGGCUGAGGCAUGAAAGCUCAACAGCUAUGAGAGGUAUAUUGAGUAACUAUAAUGGAAGCUUAUUCAUGGUUAAUGCACAUGGGAAUCUGCUCCUCAGAGAAAGAAGUGGCAAGGAGUUAUCAUGGAGGAAUUGCACUGCUGUGAGGAAAGGAAGAAAUGUUAUUGGAGGUCAACCUUGGGAUGGAUUACCAGGCCAAGAAAAGGUUGCAACUGAAGAUACACUCUUCUUUGUGAGCAAAAAUGGAAAACUAAUGAAGUUAAUGGUUUCCAUGAAGAAGUUGAAAUGGAAAGAUUGCAGAAACCCUCCAGAUGCCAAGGUGGCAUGUAUAGUAGACCAGGAACUGUUCAGGAAAAAUAUAGUGUUUGUCAUUGGAAGAAAUGGUCGCCUAUAUCAGUAUAACAAAGUGACUGAUUUGUGGCAUGAACAUUACCAUUCUCAGCAUUUGGUUCUAUCACAGUUUCCUGGAACAGUUAUAAGGCCAUCAUUAAAAACACUCUCAGGUUCCCUCUUCAUGCUUUCAAGAGAAGGUGGCCUUGUUGAAUAUCAAUGGAGCUCAUUAUAUGGAUGGAACUGGGUGGAACAUGGAACACCCAACAGAGGUGUAACACUUGUUGGUUCACCUGGUCCAGGCUUUGAAGGCAAUCAAUUAUUUUUGAUAGGCUCAGAUGGAAAAGUAUACCUUAGAUACAUGGACAAAAAGGCCUGGAAGUGGAAGGAUUGUGGUUUUCCCUAUGUAGGAAAUAAUCUGGUUGAAGCACCUAGACACGGAGGAUUCCAAAAGGACAAAGUAGAUUGUAUUGAUGAAGAUUCAACAUCAUACUUGAAGAAGUACCAAGGAAAAAUUGGUGACCUGAACAUUAAAUGUGACUCAAAGGUGGCACCUACAAGGCCAAUUCCAUUUUCUGAAGCUUCUGUAAUAUUUGAACUCAGAGAUGGCAGGUUGGCAGAAAUUCAAUUGGUAGAGAAGACAGAAUGGGUGUGGUCCCGGAUCAUUGGCACUCCAGCUAGUUUAUGCUUAGAAAAUUAUUGGAGUACUGUAGCAUACAACCUUUCAUGAAUUUAAUACUAAUGUAUUAUUGGAGUAGAAAAUAUGUAAACUGUCAUUCAAUAACGUGUUAUUAAAUUAUUUAAUAUUUUUAUUUAUUUA